This is a messenger RNA of Podarcis raffonei (Aeolian wall lizard), 1211 nucleotides long. It is a transcript of the gene NUBPL, whose product is annotated as NUBP iron-sulfur cluster assembly factor, mitochondrial. The record is from RefSeq and is a predicted model, not a curated record. The transcript is spliced from 11 exons. NCBI's taxonomy places the organism in Eukaryota, Metazoa, Chordata, Lepidosauria, Squamata, Lacertidae. Bases 132 to 1085 code for a protein of 317 amino acids. Gene Ontology annotation, molecular function: ATP binding; ATP-dependent FeS chaperone activity; 4 iron, 4 sulfur cluster binding. Gene Ontology annotation, biological process: iron-sulfur cluster assembly; mitochondrial respiratory chain complex I assembly. Gene Ontology annotation, cellular component: mitochondrion.
GGCACCUAGAAGUGCCUCGCUGGGCGGCGAUUCUAUCGUUUUAACCGCUUGCAAACAGAAGCUUGCUUUUGCUAGAUAAGCUGCUGCCUCCAAAUCUAUGGCUUAACUUCAGAGACGCCACACGGGCAUGUAUGAUGUAUUUUGAUAUGGAAAUAAGAGGACUGAAAGCGUUGUUAGUUGCUGGCAGUCCCUCAAGGAUGCUAAAAUUACUGGCUGCAAACUUUAAAAAAAUGUCAUCAAAUGCAAACGAUGAGGUCCUCAAAGAGAAGCGUAGCAAAAUCAUGGCUAGAGGACUUCCAAAGCAAAAACCGAUUCAAGGAGUUAAGCAGGUGUUGGUUGUAGCUUCUGGAAAAGGAGGUGUUGGGAAGUCAACAACUGCUGUAAAUGUAGCCCUUGCACUGGCAGCAAAUGAUUCGACAAAAGCAGUUGGUUUGCUUGAUGCAGAUGUGUAUGGGCCUUCCAUCCCAAAGAUGAUGAAUUUGAAAGGAAGUCCAGAAGUGACACCAAAAAACUUAAUGAGGCCUCUUGUGAACUAUGGAAUUGCAUGUAUGUCCAUAGGUUUCUUGGUAGAAGAGACUGCACCAAUUGUCUGGAGAGGCCCCAUGGUAAUGUCAGCCAUUGAGAAGCUGUUGAGACAGGUUGACUGGCACCAGCUGGAUUAUCUAGUAAUUGACAUGCCACCUGGGACAGGAGAUGUACAACUGUCAAUCUCACAGAAUAUCCCAAUUGCAGGGGCUGUGAUGGUGUCCACUCCUCAGGAUAUCGCUUUACUGGAUGCACGCAAAGGAACGGAGAUGUUCAAAAAAGUGAAUGUGCCGGUCUUGGGGCUUGUUCAAAACAUGAGCCUUUUCCGGUGCCCAAAAUGCAAACACGAAACCCACAUUUUUGGAACUGAUGGUGUGAGGAAUCUAGCCUGUGAUCUUGGUCUGGAUGUUUUAGGUGACAUUCCUCUACAUGUCCACAUAAGAGAAACAUCUGAUGCUGGCAAGCCUAUUGUGGUCUCACAGCCCCAGAGUGACGUGGCCCAAGCCUAUCUGAAGAUUGCUGCUGAAAUAGUGAAAAGACUGCCAGUUUCUCCAACUUAAAGCCAUAUUUUUGAGGUUCUGUGACUAGAACUCUACCAUUUGAAGUGUGACAGAAGAAAUGAUAUAUUAUGGAACAUGCCUUAUUUUUUAUUUUGUCUUGGAAAAUUAAAUGUCAGUACCAACUUA